Messenger RNA from Trichosurus vulpecula (common brushtail), 3358 nucleotides. RefSeq names its product carbohydrate sulfotransferase 7 (gene CHST7). The transcript is spliced from 2 exons. Gene Ontology annotation, cellular component: Golgi membrane. Lineage: Eukaryota; Metazoa; Chordata; Mammalia; Diprotodontia; Phalangeridae. The coding region runs from base 1 to 1497 and encodes 498 amino acids. The record is from RefSeq and is a predicted model, not a curated record. Gene Ontology annotation, biological process: N-acetylglucosamine metabolic process; carbohydrate metabolic process. Gene Ontology annotation, molecular function: N-acetylglucosamine 6-O-sulfotransferase activity; chondroitin 6-sulfotransferase activity.
AUGAAGGGCCGGCGGCGGCGGCGGCGGCAGCAUCGGAAACUCCUGUUCUUGCUCGUUUUGUACACUCUGGUCCUGCUGCUGCUGCCCUAUGUCCUGGACGGUCGCAAGGGCGGCGAGGAGGCGGGCGUCCGGCGCUGCCCCAGCCUUCCAAGCAGCCUGGGAGUGUGGAGCCUGGAGGCGGCGGCGGCCGGGGGCGAGGAGGAGGAGGAGGCUAAAACUUUGAUCCGGGCCGGAGGGGGAGCCUCGGAGAGCCUCCGGAACGGGAGCGACCCUGCCCGACGGCCGCCGCCGCCCGAGAAGCAGCACGUCUACCUGCACGCCACUUGGCGGACCGGCUCGUCCUUCCUCGGGGAGCUUUUCAAUCAGCACCCCGACGUGUUCUACCUGUACGAGCCCAUGUGGCACCUGUGGCAGGCGCUCUACCCGGGCGACGCCGAGAGCCUGCAGGGCGCCCUCAGAGACAUGCUCCGCUCGCUCUUCCGCUGCGACUUCUCCGUGCUGCGGCUGUACUCCCCGCCGGCAGACCCCGCCGCCCCGGCCCAGGUCUCCGCCAACCUCACCACGGCAGCCCUGUUCGGCUGGAAGACCAACAAGGUGAUCUGCUCGGCGCCCCUGUGUCCGGCCGCCCCCAGGGCCCGGGCCGACGUGGGGCUCAUCGACGGGGCCACCUGCGAGCGCAGCUGCCCGCCCGUGUCGCUGCGGGAGCUGGAGGCGGAGUGUCGGAAGUACCCGGUGGUGGUGAUCAAAGACGUUCGCCUGCUGGACCUGGGCGUGCUGGUGCCGCUGCUGCGGGACCCCGGCCUCAACCUCAAGGUCAUCCAGCUGUUCCGUGACCCGAGGGCGGUGCACAACUCCCGCCUCAAGUCCAGGCAGGCGCUGGUGCGCGAGAGCAUCCAGGUGCUGCGCACCCGCCAGAAGGCUGACCGCUUCCAGCGCCUGCUGUUCGCCCAGAGCGUCGGGGGCCGAGCGGGGCCGUCGCUGCUCCGGCCGCAGCCUCCCGGGCCCCGGACGGACUUCCUCCUGAGCGGGGCUCUGGAGGUGAUCUGCGAGGCGUGGCUGCGGGACUUGCUCUUCGUCCGGGGCUCCCCGGCCUGGCUGCGCAGGAGGUACACCCGGCUGCGCUACGAGGACCUGGUGCUGGAACCCCGCACCCAGCUGGCCCGCCUGCUGCGCUUCACGGGGCUGCCCGCCCUGCCGGCCCUGGACGACUUCGCCCUCAACAUGACUCGCGGCUCGAGCUACAACGCCGACCGACCCUUCCUCAUCUCGGCCCGGGACGCCCGGGAAGCGGUGCACGCGUGGAGGGAGCGGCUGAGUCAGGAGCAGGUGCGCCAAGUGGAGGCCUCCUGUGGCCAGGCCAUGCGCCUGCUAGGCUACGCGCUCAGCGGAGAGGAAGGCGGCGGCCAGAAGGUCCGGGAAGGCAAGCCUCCGGAGAGGAGCAGCAGAAAGCAGCGGCAGGCGCUGCAAACCGGAUCCCCAGAUAAACUGCAACAUUGAAGUGUACAGUCCAGAAGGAUGAAGAAUCACUGCUGAUACUUUGCACGGUUGGGGUAUUGAGACUUUACUUGACACUAACUGCUGUACAGUUCUGCAUAGCAGAAAAAAUAGUGAGCAGUUAAACACAACGGACACAUCUGCAAAGACUACAUUUCCAAUAAGGAAGUGACAUAGUGCAAUAUGGAUACGGUGGCCCUCCAAUAUGGAGGGCUUUAUUUUCCAGCUUGAACCUGCCUGUGGUGAUUGCCGCCCUUUGAAGGUGAUGACAUUCCCGGUGACGAAUGAAGAGGAGGCUUAAAUUUUUUAUGGUUUCAGAAUUAAUGCUGUUUACAUCACAACUUGGACAAAGAUAUUGAUCUGAAAACCAUGGCAAGUGUGGUCUUGCCCUGUGUUCAUUCUGUAACUUAAAGGUUUUAAGGUCUGAAUGGGAUCUUUAAGAAAAAAAAGAUUCUUCUAGCUCUUCUUUACCUUCCAUUCUCUAGGCCCAUCAAAGAAUUAAAUGUAAUUUUCACUCCCAAGUCCAUAUUCAUAAGAAUUAGAAAUACUAUUAAAUAAUAAGUUCAGAAAGCAGCCAUGAAGACUCUAAGAUUGAUGACAUCAGGUAAAAGUGAGUACUACCCCAUACACACAGUGCUGGAUGGAAAAGAAAGAAACCUUAGGACUCCUGGCUUAACAGGCUUUAGCAAAGCUAAAAUGCCCCCAGCCAAAUCAAUUACAUACCCUGCUCACCACCCUUUAAUUGUGCCACUUGCUGGUUGAAGUUGGGCUGCUACAAGACCACAGAUGUGCCAUUAGUGCUUUAGGUUAAAAAGCAGGAGAAUAUAAAUCACAGGCAGAGAGGUCAGGUUUACAGUAUUUCCCUUGACACUAAGGCACAACCAGGCACAUUAAAAAAAGAUUUUUAUGUCUAAUGCUGCCCUGAUUUUUGCACUCUUUAAAAAAAAAACACCAAAUGCCCCAAACCCCCACAAGUUCUUAAGUGAGACUGAAAGAGGAUCAGGCCCCAGAGAACACACUCCAUUUUCCCUUAUGACAUGGUAAGAGUUGAAAUCAGAGGGGCAGUCCUGGUGUAUAACUUGCAACAAAUUAUUAAUCCUAAUAAUAGAUUAUGGGGUUCCUAUGGGGUUUUUCCAAACGAUAGACUUUUUUUUUUACUUCUGAAGCAAGAAGGAAGAAAGGAAUAAAGGAAAAUAGGGUAGGAAAUCAUUUUGUAGGACUUUGGAGAAGUCAGUCUAAGCAGAAGCAAUGGAAAAUGUUCAGUAAACCAUGCAGGAAGAAAGUUUAGACUCUGAGGUACCUCUGAGUAGGCCUUCCUGCUGAGGUGUGUAGGAGGCCUGGGAGUCAUGUUUUUGCAGAACACUGAAGCCCUUCCUCCUGGUACAUACUGUUAAAAGGCUAUUAAGUUUUGUUAAUGUUGGAGGCUAAAAUUCUCCCACCUUCUGGUUUAUAAAACCCUGCUCCGCCCUCCCCCCAAAAAAGACUACUUCAUCUGAAAUAGGCUGUAGAUUCUUGGUUACCUCCCCACUGAAUCAUUUCUUAAAUAUGGUGAAACUUCAAACAAUGUUAAAAUGAGAGUUGGUCUAUAAGACAAUUUCCUUCUCAUUCCUUUAACUGUGGAAGGACACAUAGCCCCAUUUUGUCACAUUUUCAGUUCAGGAGAAAUAACACUUAACAGAAUGGAAACAAAUUCUUCUCGCUUUCCUCUAAAGCCUAUAACUUGUCAACCCAACAAGCUAUAUGUAAUUCAACUGUCACAGAAUAAAACUUGAAUCUUUAAUGUUUUUAAAAUGAAGAAAAAAGCUUUGUACAACUGACCUGGGGCCUCCCUCCUCCUCUUUAUUGCAAUCUCUGAGAUUUGAAU